AUGGCGCCCACGUGGGUUCUCCUACAACCACAAUGGUGGAGCAGAGUUGGCGGGAGGGAGGCGGAACCCAAGGUCGAAGAGGACGACCAAGAGCAGCUGAGCUUUGUCUUCUCCUCCGAAUCCAGCAUUCCAGCAAUGGACGGCUCGAGGGGCCCCGCCGGCUUCGCCACGCAGGCCAACGCCCUCCUCCGCAAGAACCUCUGCUUCCAGAAGCGGAACGUGAAGACGAACGUCUGCAUCACCGUCUUCCCGACCCUACUCUGCGUGCUGCUGCUGGUGAUGCAGGGCGUCAUCAACCGCGAGAUCGGCAAGCCGGAGUACCGCUGCGGCUGCGCGUGCGUCGACACGGCCGCCGACGGGAGCUGCCGGAGGACCGAGUGCGGCGUCCAGUACUCCACGCAGGACCAGGUCGCCACCUGCCCGGUCCCCAGCCCGCCGCGGUGGCCGGCCGUGCUCCAGCUGCCCCCGCCCGAGUCCAGGGCCGUCGGGACCGCCUCCCAGCCGCUCGACGGUUUGCCUAGCCCGGCUUGCCGGGACACCCGCUCUUGCCCCGCCGCGUUCCUCGUCACCGGAAGCAACCGCUCGCUCGCCCAAAGUCUUUCGGGUCAACUGUUCCCUGCUCUGACUUCGCCUUUGAAUUUCACUGACUAUCUACAUACACUCUCCAAGAUUGUUCCUGGCUCUGAAGUGCCGGCGUCGUUUAGACAGUUUUUAGAGCCAGCGUUUACUCCAGGGAAUACUCUGUAUAUUGUUCAACCUCGGUGUAGGUCCAAUUUCUCGCAAACAGUUUCAGUCGAUGCUGGGCCGAAACCCCUUAAACUCAAUGUAGACUGCAUUCAAGGUUUAUCGUUAUGGCGUGAAAGCGCAUCAGUUAUCAAUGACGAACUAUUUAAGGGUUAUAGGCAACAAAGAGAAAGUGGAGGAGGGAAGGCGAAUGAGUUUGCUGCAGGUUACGACUUCCUGAGUACAAAUACAGAUAGUCUUGAUAUUAGUAUUUGGUUCAACUCUACAUAUAACAACAAUACCGGAGUUUUUGAAAUGGCAUUAUUACGAGUACCACGCUUGGUUAACAUGGUGUCCAACGCAUACAUCAAGUUUCUCAGAGGAAGUGGAGCAGAAAUGCUGCUUGAAUAUGUUAAAGAUAUGCCUAAAGUAGGAUCAGAACUUAAACUUGACCUGUCUUCUCUUCUUGGUGCGCUAUUCUUCACAUGGAUCAUUGAGCUACUGUUUCCAGUUAUACUAACAUAUCUCGUGUAUGAGAAGCAACAAAAGCUGAAAAUUAUGAUGAAGAUGCAUGGUUUGAAGGCCGGUCCUUACUGGAUGAUAACUUAUACUUACUUCUUUGCUCUAUCAGCUCUCUAUAUGAUACUAUUUGUCACUUUUGGCUCCUUGAUAGGUCUGGGUUUCUUUACAACAAAUAAUUACAGCCUUCAGAUUGUUUUCUACUUCAUCUACAUAAAUCUGCAGAUUGCUCUCGCAUUUUUCGCAGCAUCGUUCUUUUCUUCUGUCAAAAUAGCCACAGUGGUUGGUUACAUCUAUGUAUUUGGUUCUGGUUUACUAGGGGCAUUUCUUCUGCGCUUUUUUAUCCAGGAUAAUAGUUUCCCGAAGGGUUGGAUAGUGGUGAUGGAGAUUAUCCCUGGAUUUUCACUUUACAGAGGGUUAUACGAGCUUGGUCAAUAUGCAUUCAUUGGAACUGCAAUGGGAACCGAUGGUAUGACGUGGACUAGUUUGAGUGCCCCUGUCAAUGGAAUGCGUACUGUAUUGAUUAUCAUGGUUGUUGAAUGGGCAAUACUUCUCCCAUUGGCAUUUUAUUUGGAUCAAGUCUCAUUACUGGGUGGUGGACUCCGAAAAAGGUUGUUAAUCUUGUUGAAAUGCUUUAAGAAGCGAGCUGCAUCAUUCCGGAUGUAUAGCUUUGGUCGGAUAGGAUCUAAAGUAAUAGUUGAAAUGGAGAACCCCGACGCGACUCAGGAAAGAGAGGCCGUUGAGCAGCUUCUGCUGGAACCCAAUGCAAAUUAUGCUAUUAUAUGUGAUAACCUAAAGAAGGUUUACCAUGGAAGGGAUGGAAAUCCUGACAAGCUUGCAGUUCGUGGGUUGUCUCUUGCCCUCCCGAAAGGCCAAUGUUUUGGGAUGCUUGGCCCAAAUGGGGCUGGGAAAACAUCCUUCAUUAGUAUGAUGAUUGGGCUCGUUCCACCUACGUCUGGCACUGCUUAUGUCCAUGGAAUGGAUAUACGUACUGAUAUGAACGAAAUAUACACAAAUAUGGGUGUCUGCCCACAACAUGACUUACUUUGGGAAACAUUGACGGGAAAAGAGCAUCUGUUGUUUUAUGGAAGACUAAAAAAUCUUAAAGGCGCUGAAUUGCUGAAGGCAACUGAUGAUUCUCUGAAGAGUGUUAACCUAUUCCGUGGUGGUGUCGGUCAUAAGCAAGUGGGGAAGUACAGUGGGGGCAUGAAACGGAGGCUUAGUGUCGCAAUCUCCUUAAUUGGAGAUCCCAAGGUUGUCUUCAUGGAUGAGCCGAGCACUGGACUAGAUCCAGCAUCAAGAAAUAGCCUGUGGAGUGUUGUGAAGGAAGCGAAGAAAAACCGUGCCAUCAUUCUUACAACACAUUCAAUGGAAGAGGCAGAGGUACUAUGUGAUAGACUCAGUAUUUUUGUUGAUGGUGGUUUCCAAUGCAUUGGAAAUCCGAAAGAGCUAAAAGCAAGAUAUGGGGGUACCUAUGUGCUCACAAUCACAACAUCUCCGGAACAUGAGCAGGAGGUUGAACAACUGGUUCACCGUUUAUCGCCAAAUGCGAACAGGAUAUAUCACAUAUCUGGAACACAGAAAUUUGAGCUGCCAAAGCAGGAGGUGAAGAUAGCAAGCGUCUUCCAUGAAGUUGAGAGUGCAAAAUGCCGUUUUAGCAUACACGCUUGGGGGCUCGCUGACACCACCUUGGAAGAUGUCUUCAUCAAGGUUGCCCAGGGAGCACAAGCCUUUAGUGUGAAUGCGUAAGUAGUAUAUCUGAUUAAUAGGUUAUUGUUCUUUCCAUUUGUGAUAAAUAUAUGGUGUAUAAUUCUUGUUUGAACUCGCUGUAACUUUUGUUUAUUAUAAUACUUGAGUUGUAAAUUAGUAUUGUAAAGUUGUA
Triticum urartu is the source of this 3124-nucleotide messenger RNA. Its product is annotated as ABC transporter A family member 7. Gene Ontology annotation, cellular component: intracellular membrane-bounded organelle; membrane. NCBI's taxonomy places the organism in Eukaryota, Viridiplantae, Streptophyta, Magnoliopsida, Poales, Poaceae. Gene Ontology annotation, molecular function: ABC-type transporter activity; lipid carrier activity; ATP hydrolysis activity. Gene Ontology annotation, biological process: lipid transport; transmembrane transport. The record is from RefSeq and is a predicted model, not a curated record.